Penicillium cosmopolitanum is the source of this 3546-nucleotide messenger RNA. Its product is annotated as cohesin subunit IRR1. Gene Ontology annotation, biological process: sister chromatid cohesion. Lineage: Eukaryota; Fungi; Ascomycota; Eurotiomycetes; Eurotiales; Aspergillaceae. The transcript is spliced from 2 exons. The coding region runs from base 1 to 3546 and encodes 1181 amino acids. Gene Ontology annotation, molecular function: chromatin binding. The record is from RefSeq and is a predicted model, not a curated record. Gene Ontology annotation, cellular component: nucleus; cohesin complex; chromatin.
AUGGAGCUGGACAACUCAAGCACCCCGGCGGGCACCCCCAGCGAGGACAGACGCAAAUCGGGUCGCAUGACGCGCCGGCCUGACACAUUUUCGCAAAGCACACAUUCUGCCCUCGAAGGCGGGAAACGCAAGCGGGGAGAUGUACUGGAACCUGGUGGCGAUGACGAUAUGUCCGAUUCAGAGAGUGACGAGUCCAGCGAAGAUGAUGCCGCGGACGAGGAAGAACUGAAAGCCAAGAAACGUGCAGCUCGCAAGGCUCGAUCAAAGAAACCCGCGGCGAAGAAAGUUCCGCGUGCUGCGAAGAAGCCCAAGGUUGUUGGUAAUGGACUGGGGAAACAACUCGCUUUCAGGCCUGCCCUCAAUGGCCGACUACCAGCUUCACGCCCCCGCAUGCCUAAGAUCCGACCCAGUUUGGCCGCAGGUGAGCAUGGAUUAUAUGCGGAGAUCUUCGGAAAGAGUAACAAUGCCGAUACCGCCGCUGCGCAAUGGUUGAACCUGUACCAGCGUGAUAACUUAGGAGCUAUGCGGGACCUGAUCAACUUCCUCAUCCGCUGCACAGGAGCCACUUUGGAACUCACAAAGGAGGAGGUGGACGAUGUGGACAAUGCCCCCAACCAAAUCGCAAGCCUCCAAAACGAAUACCAAGCAGAAGGUAUCACCGACUAUCCUCUCAUUUCUCACGAAAAGAAAUUCAAGGCUUUUCAACUCGUUCUCGAAGAAUUUAUCGGCGCACUCAUCCAAACUUUCCACCAUUCUUCGGUCCUUUACACCGAUGAAGCCCUUCUUGAGAAUAUCCAGAUCUGGAUGUCUUCGAUGUCGACAUCUAACUUCAGACCUUUCCGGCAUACUGCGACUGUUAUGGCCCUGUCCGUCAUAACUUCACUGUGUGAGAUUACACAGGAAGUCACAACCACUGUCACGACCUCCCGCAAACAACUCGAAAGUGAGAAGAAAAAGAAGACCGUUAACAAGGGCCGCGUAGAGGCAAUUCAGACGGCUGUUACGGAAGGCGAACAAAAGGUGGAACAACUCAAUGAGUUCAUUCAAGAUGGAUUUGAUACCGUCUUUGUCCACCGCCAUCGUGAUGUUGACGGCAAUAUCAGAGCCGAGUGCAUGCUGGCUUUGGGUCGAUGGAUUCGUUCCUACCGGGAAAUGUUCCUUGAUGCUCAGUCCUUGCGUUAUCUUGGCUGGGCUAUUUCCGAUACCGUUCCUCACGCCCGAUUGGUUGCCUUGACCCAGCUCUUGCCAUUAUACGAGAGUCGAGACAACAUCGGUGCACUGAACUCCUUCACUGAACGCUUCCGCCAGCGUGUUGUGGAAAUUGCCUCCCAGGAUGCGGAUCUAAACGUCCGUGUUGCUGCGAUUGAACUUCUAAAUCACUUACGGGACGGCGGCUUCCUAGAACCCAGCGACGUCGACGCUAUCGGGCGAUUAGUGCUUGAUCUGGACCCUCGGAUUAGAAAGGCAGCUGGUAAUUUCUUUGUUGCUAAUGUCCAAGAUGCGUUUGACUCCGUGGUGGAGGAAGUCGGAGACGAGAUUAACGAGAUCUUCGCCGAUGACGAUGACGACGAUUUCGAUUCGCCAAAGCGCUCUUGGAUUAAAUUCAAGUGUCUUGUGGACAUGUUCCAAGCCUACGAUGUACAAGAAGAAGACUCUGAUAUGAUUGCCACAACACGAGAUGUACUGUCCGGGGCACCUGCUGCUACUCGCUUUGUUCUCGCAACCGAAGCUAUCUAUCCCCAUAUGGAAGAACUCUCCCAAUGGCAGUCAUUAGCCGGCUUUCUCCUUUACGACCACUCACAAAUCGCCGAUGAUCCAGCCGAGGAUGACACUACUGGGAUUGUUCGUAAGUUGUACAGGAUCCAAGAAGGCCAAGAGGCAAUUCUUCUUGAGGUUUUGUGUGCGGCAGUAAAGCUUCGAGUACUGGACGUCGCCAAGUCAGACAUUGACAAGCGCGGACGCAAGGUCAAGGCACUGACUGCGAAGAUCCCUGAACUCCAGGAAGAAAUUUCUCACAACCUGGCUCAAUCCAUCCCUCAGCUUCUCAAUAAGUUUGGUUCUGCUCCUGAAGCUGCAUCUGUUGUUCUCCGACUGGAACACCUGGUAGAUUUGAACUCGAUUCAAGACAUGCAGAAAGAUGCGACGGCCUACACAUCCCUACUCAACGACAUCAAUAAGCAGUUCCUGACUCACUCGGAUCAAGACGUCCUGGCUGAGGCUAGCGUUGCUUUCUUGCACGCCAAGAGCUCUGAUGAAAUGCGAGAGGUUCUUGAAGGCAAGAUUCAAGAGUUGUGGGAAGACAUGGUCGAUACCCUGGGUGCUUUGUCUCGCAAGAAAGAGGUUCAGGCAGGCGCCUCAAUUUCCGAUCCAACACUUACCGACCUCACCAAUACUAUCACACGAAUUUCUAAACUCUCCGCCAUCAUGGACUGCUCGACAAUCUUGGAGACAGUACCAACCUCUCGCUCGAAAUCCAAGAAGAACCACGGGGAGGCUCCAUUCAACACACUCAUACAUUUGGCUCAGCGUGCCCUCCUAGCAGAAGAUGAAGAUGAAGAUACUGCUCGUGCAGAGGCCGAACUUGUGACAAACAGUAUACGAACUCUGCUCUUCUAUUUCAUGUGGAAGGUGCAAGCCCUGUCUACAGCCCUGAGCGAAGGAAAAGCCAAUUUCAGUACCUCAUAUUUCGAAGCACUCACCAAGAGCCGCGAAACAUUUGCGUCAACACUCCUGGAUAUCAUGAACGGGCUGACCGGCCUCGACGAUUUACGAUUCACCGCCACUACCACAUUCCUGGACCUUCAAACGCUAUUUAGCACUCUCCGCAACGCCGGCCAGGGUAUUGGCAAUGAUGAGGAUGUAAUUUUCCAGGCGCAAAGCCUUGUACACGAAAUCCCUUCAGACACUCAAGCCCUCAUUACCAAAAUCCACGGCACUGCCGAGCGAAUCUUUGCCAAGACAGCCAAAUACGAUCGCGAACCUGCUGAGGAUGAUGCCCCCGCAUCCGAAGAUGAGCCCGAGGAUGACGAGGAGGAGAAUGAAGAAGAAGAUGAUGAAGCCGUUAUCAUGGAACGACUCCGCAGCAGCAUCGUCGCCGAGCAGCGACUAUGCGAACUGACCGGCAAGCUGGUCCUCGCUAUUAUUGGUCGUGUGGUCGAUGCAUCUGGUACGAAGCGCGGCUCCUUGAAGAAGCGUCUCCUACGUAACAAGACUUCUCUCGGUCAAAACUACCGUGAAGUCCUCUCCUACCUCGAAGAGCGCAAACCUCGCAGUGCACCCCGCAACAAGGGGAAGCAACCCGUGCGGAGCGCCCAAGCUGGAGAGAAACCAGCCGCGCCUAGCAAGAACAUCAAAUCGGCUGAGCGUGUCGAUGACAAUGAGGAAGAGGAGGAAGAACAGGAAGGUGACCACGAUGAUCCGAUCGAAGAGGAUGACGAGGAGGAUCUGCGGGCGCGUGAGCUCGUUGAGGACGAGAUUGUGGACGAUGACAAUGAAGACUUGAAUCGUGGUCCCGAUCCCGAUGAAGAUGAAAUAAUGGGUGACUAA